AUGUCGACAGGUGUCGUUGGCCGACGAUUCGGAGCCAACAGGUCCGGUCGACCCGUCAAGUGGUUCAGCCCAAAUUGUCGUGGACAACAGCUGUGCAAGUCUAAAAUUCCUAUGUUACAUUUCGCUGGUCAAUAUGACAAGAACGACGCUCGUUCCCGCCGAGCUCACGAUGGAGACGCCGUCCGAUACAUCGACGUCAGGUUCACGGCCCCGCGACAUCCGUCUUGUCGCCGCAGCAGGUUUUGA
Messenger RNA from Macrosiphum euphorbiae (potato aphid), 246 nucleotides. Lineage: Eukaryota; Metazoa; Arthropoda; Insecta; Hemiptera; Aphididae. The record is from the annotation of a GenBank genome assembly.